AUGACACCCCGUUGCUUGCGUUACGCGAUGCGGAGAUCUUUCAAGGACACGCGGGAUCAGCGUGCGUAUUCACAAAAGCAGAAAAAAAUGAAAGGUAAGAGGAGCGUCGUUAGUAAUGCUCCAGAUGAGCGUGUGCCCUUCCUCGUGUGCGGUGACGACGAAGAGGAUCGAAAGGCAGGAUUUACGGAGCGAACGCGCACGCUGGAGGAUUCCGUAUUGUUCGCCUUGAUGGCGAGCGUCAGCAUUGUGCUCUGCGAACCACCCCUCAGCAAUCAGUACGGCGUUCCCGGAAAUUACGCAGGUGGGGGUCAUCAUGGGGCACAAGGUGGUGGGAAUGGAUUUGGGGGCCAUUACGGUGGGCACGAUAGCCAAGAUUACACAGAUAACGAGCCCAAGGCCUAUGAGUUCGGUUAUUCCGUGAAGGACCAGGCUACCGGAAAUGAUUUCGGUAGGCAAGAGACGAGCGAUGGCGAGACCGUCCGUGGUGAGUACAGAGUGCAACUUCCGGACGGUAGGACGCAGAUUGUCACUUACACCGCCGACUGGAGGACCGGUUUUCACGCCGAUGUGAGGUACGAAGGUACCCCGGUUUAUCCGGAUCAGUAUAACACGCAGAACGCCGGAUACGCUGGUCAAGGUUUCGGUUACCAGGGAAAUCAAAUCGGCGGUGGAGGCGGUGGAUAUACCGGAGGUAAUCAAGGCGGUUACAAUUAUCCAUCUGGCGGCGGACACUACGAUAACAACCAGUUUGGUUCUAAUGCCAUAGACAGCAGUUACAAUAACUUCGGUGGAAGGAAUAAUUAUCCGGGAAUACCGUCACCCACGUACGGUCCUGCUUUCCAUUAGAAUGCAUAAAAAGUAUUAUAUAGGAUAUACCGA
Messenger RNA from Cyphomyrmex costatus, 879 nucleotides. RefSeq names its product pro-resilin. The coding region runs from base 1 to 846 and encodes 281 amino acids. Gene Ontology annotation, cellular component: extracellular matrix. Lineage: Eukaryota; Metazoa; Arthropoda; Insecta; Hymenoptera; Formicidae. The transcript has 4 exons. The record is from RefSeq and is a predicted model, not a curated record.